AUGGCACAACAGACUACAUCUGGAAACCGAGAAUCGUCAUCUUCUUCCAAGAAAUUGAUCACCCAAAAUUCUAAUCAAUCUGCUUCACAGUUGGACUUUCCAAGAGAGCCUCAAAAGAGUAAUUUACCCAAAGUAUUAUUCGCGGAAUGGCUUUCGUUAGAUCAGUUUAAUGGUCAAGAUUUCCAGAACUCAAGCAACUUUGAUCCUUCCAAGAAUAGCUUUGGCUGUAAUAAUUCAGAGUUGCAAGACAUAUUCAUGUACAGUAUACCGAUGAAUGGCGGUAGCUAUGUGAAUGGCAUAAAUCAAGAGGUUAACAAUGGGACAGUAGAUGAUAUUUUUCAACCCCAACUCAAGUUUGAGGAAUCCAUCUCUGCAAAUGGAUUUGAGGAAUUUAUGUCAGGGGAAUUCAGCAUAAAUGAUGAUGUGAUGUACAUAUGA
Molecule: messenger RNA, 438 nt
Organism: Nicotiana tabacum (common tobacco)
Lineage: Eukaryota; Viridiplantae; Streptophyta; Magnoliopsida; Solanales; Solanaceae
Source: RefSeq, a predicted model, not a curated record